This is a messenger RNA of Durusdinium trenchii, 278 nucleotides long. Lineage: Eukaryota; Dinophyceae; Suessiales; Symbiodiniaceae. The record is from the annotation of a GenBank genome assembly.
GCGUCGGAGUUCCUGCGGUGGAUGAUCUUCUUCAUCUCUUCAGCAGAAGGCCAUCUUGUCCAGAAGGUACCAGAGCGGCUUUGCUGCUGCCACACACUUCUCGGUUGGAUAGCGUCGAAGGUGUGCCUCUUCCUUCACCGGGCUCCCAAGGGUCUGCGACCCAUCAGGAGCGCUUCGCCUGGAACGACAAACUCCUUUUCUGGCAAGGUGCUGAUCCAAUCUUCCAUGCAUGGAUAGCCAUCAUCAGGCCCGAGUGGAUUCAUCUGGGGACACCAUGA